Molecule: messenger RNA, 1019 nt
Organism: Arabidopsis lyrata subsp. lyrata
Lineage: Eukaryota; Viridiplantae; Streptophyta; Magnoliopsida; Brassicales; Brassicaceae
Exons: 1
Coding region: 466-750 (94 amino acids)
Source: RefSeq, a predicted model, not a curated record
AAAAUUAUCGAUGAUUUUUCAAUGUCGUACACAUUAAUUAGUAUAUGUACACGAUUCUUUUAAUUAACUGAAUUUUCAUAUUAGCUCCACGGUAAGUAGAGUGUCACCAACAUCUCUGACAUGUCAUAUCCCAUAUUUCUCAACAAAAAUUCAGUCCAUCUAUUGUAAUGUAAUCUUUGCUACUACCUUUUCUAUCGUUUUUAAUCAUCAUCUUCAACGCCCUCUUCGUCAUCCCCAAUCUCUUACUGUUCAUCCUCUUUAUCGUCCUCGACUUCUUCUUCCUCAUUGUUUUCAUCUACAUUUGGUACCUCAAAUAUGGUUUUUGUUGUGUUUUCAUCUCUAACCCAAGGUUAGUUUCAUCAACAAAGUCCCACAUCAUGUACAUUAUAUUCACACUUUGCUUAUCGGAUUGGACAAAAUGACACAAAAAUGUUUACACUUAGAUCCCUACUAUGAAUAAAAAAAAUGUUCGCAUUGGUGUUGUUUAGAUGGGAACCUAUCAACACAAGAGGAUCAAGUACUUGGUAUAUUACAGUAAAAUUAUAUGUGAUUCUGUUGAAGAGAAUUAUGGUCCUUUUAGGAAUUUUUGUAAUGUUUGGUAUCUACGAUGGUGCAUACGGCGAGUUAACCAAAUGUUAUGUAUUUAGUACGAUAUAUAUGAUAUUUUUUUUUUUGAUGUUGUUAUUUCUAUUUAAUUGUUAUUUUGAAAUUUUUUUAGUAAGCGUUAUGUUAUACGAUAUUACUUGUUGAGAAUAGAUAAGAUUUUAAACUAAACCCGUAGACGUACACGAUAAUAUUGAGAUACACGUACACGUGUACGACCUCUCCAAACAGUUAUAUCCUAAAAAUGCCUAAAUCACAUAAGUCUUAUACUAUGUACGUACACAAAAAUAUUUAUUGGAGCGUACAUGGUACAACAUUAAUUUAAUUUUUUGACAUCAAAAUUAAGUUAUUAUGUCAGUUAUUUGUAUGACUGUAUUUUUUUCAUGUGUUGUUCAUACAUGAUUUGAAUGUUUUGU